CGCUGACUUAACACCGAUUCAUAGAUGAUGCUUUGGAAUAGUGGCGUUCAGUUAAAUGGAUAAUGAUGAUAAUAAUGAACAAAGCGGGGUCUCUGUUGCUGUGAGACAGCGGGGGUUCAGUGGUAGUUUGGGGAGAGCCGGACUGCGGGUCGCGGCAGGUUCCUCUGCUGGAAGUCAGUGAGCUCAUCCCGGCUGCACGGAGAGGAGGGCGGGGCUCCCAGCAUCAUCACCGCCGGCCAUUGUACCGAGGUGCUGCCGCCGCUGCUGAUGCUGAGGACAUAGCCGGGGAUUCCCGCCUGAAACCAGCAUGUUCUGGAGAGCUUUUCACGGAGAUUAGGCUCCGGGGAACCGCAGUGUUGUCGAGUGAUUUCGUUCGGAAGAAUGAAGAAGAGGAGGACCUGGGAAAACAUCAGGAGCACCGCGGCUAGUUUCUCUGAAGACCCAAUGAAAGCAUUCCAAGAAACCCAUUAGUUUUUGAACCGAUGGCCAAGAAAGGUCGUGCAAAGGGCGAGAAGCCCGAAGCCCUGAUCUCUGCCUUGCAGGCAGCCAAUGAAGAUCUCAGGUCCAAGCUGACUGACAUCCAGAUCGAGCUGCACCAGGAGAAAUGCAAGGUGAGCAAGCUGGAGCGGGACAAGGUGCAGGAGGUGAAGCGAGUGCGAGAGCAGGAGCAGCACCGCCACACCGCCACGCUGACGGAGCAGCGGGCCAAGUGGCACGAGGAGAAGCAGAAGGAGCUCCAGGCCCUCAGGGAGAACCUGACGCGCCAGCACGAGCAGGAGCUUGCCCGCCACGCCAAAAUCAAAGACCAGGAGAACCAGAGGCUCAAAGCGGCUCUAAACGCCAUACGAGACGGGAGCGGGGAGAAGGUCCGGACGGCGUUGACCCUGGAGGCCAAAGAAGACGCACGCCGCUUCUUUGACCAGGAGAGAGUGAAGCUCCUGCAGGAGAUUGUGGAGCUGAAGAACGCAAAGAAGCAUACAGACGAAGCUCUCAGCAACAUGAUCCAGGCGGACAAGAUGAAGGCCGGAGACCUGCGGGUGGAGCACCAGCAGCACCAAGAACAGAUCUCCAAGAUCAAGUGGGACUGUGAGCGUGACAUCCGCCGACUGGUGGAUGAAAUCAAGGCCAAGGACCGCACCAUCUUCUCCCUGGAGAAGGAGCUGGAGUCUGCCACGGGUUUCCUGCAGAAGCUGCAGCUUCAGAAAGACGCGCUUGAUGAGCAGCUUUUCCUGGCCAAAGAGGCCGAGUGUGGCCUGGGAAGCCCGAAGAGGGAGAUUCCAGGCAGAGCUGGCGACGGAGCUGAGCACUGUGGAAGCCCUGACAUGAGGAGAAAUCAGAGACGCGUCGCAGAACUCAACUCAACAAUCCGUAAACUGGAGGAUCGGAAUUCGCUGUUGGUCGAUGAGAGGAAUGAACUGCUGAAGCGCGUCCGGGAGUCAGAGAAGCAGAGCAAGCCCAUGCUGGAGAAGAACAGGCUGAUGAGUAAAAGAAACGACGACCUGACCCAGACAAUCCACAAGCUGGAGGAGAAGCUCAAGGCUUUGACCAAAGAGAAUGCAGAAAUGAAGGAAAAGAUCGGCUCCCAUCCGCCUCUGAAAAAGCUGAAGUCUCUUAAUGACCUGGAUCAAGCCCAAGACGACCAGGAAAUAGCCUUUCUGAAGCUCCAGGUCCUGGAGCAGCAGACCAUGAUCGACGAACUCACACGGGACCGGGAGAAACUGCUCAGGAAGAAGAGACAUAAAAGGAGCUCAAGGUCAAUUAAGAGGCACAUCGUCGUCGACACAUUCUUCGGUUACGACGAAGAAUCCAUGGACUCCGAGACGUCCUCGGUGGCUUCCUUCAGGAUGGACCGUACCCCGGCGACCCCAGAUGAAGACCUGGAGGAGGGUUUGGCCAACGAAGAGUCAGAGCUACGUUACCGCCAGCUGACCAGAGAGUACCAGGCCUUGCAGCGCGCCUACGCUCUACUGCAGGAGCACAAGGGAGGUCUGCUGGAUGCAGAGAUGGAGGCUAAGGCGCAGGAGCAGCUUCAAGCAGAUGUUCUCAGGUACAAAGCCAAAAUCGAGGACUUGGAAAAGGAGCUGACCCUGAAAGGACAGGAUUCCAGAUGGGUGGAGGAGAAGCAGCUUUUCCUACGGAGAAAUCAGGAGCUGCUUGAAAAGGUGGAAAAGCUGGAGUCAGAGCACAGUCGGGCGCAGCAGGAGCUCCAAGACUCCAGGGACCAGAAUGAGCUGUUGGAAUUCAGAAUAUUGGAGCUAGAGGAGCGGGAGAGGAGGUCGCCUCCAUUCAACCACCUGAGGAUGCAUCCUUUCUCUGAGGGAGUCAGCGCCCUGCAGAUCUACUGCAUGAAAGAGGGAGUGAAGGACGUUUGUAUUCCAGACCUCAUCAAGCUGUUAGAUAUCCUGGGAGACAACGGGAAUUUAAGAAAUGAAGAGCAGGUGGCGAUAAUCCAGGCCAGCACGGUUCUGUCUCUGGCAGAGAAGUGGAUUCAGCAGAUAGAAGGGACGGAAGCUGCCCUGCACCAGAAGAUGAUGGACCUGGAGAUCGAGAUGGAAAUGUUCUGCAAGCAGAAAGGGUACCUGGAGGAGGAGCUGGACUACAGGAAGCAAGCGCUGGACCAGGCCUACAUGCAAAUCCAGGAGUUGGAGGCAACGUUGUACAACUCCCUACAGCAAGACAAGGUGAUCAAGUAUGGACAGUCUCUGGACGAGCAUCAGAGGGAUGAGCUUCGGACCUCGGUGGAGAAGCUGAGGAGGCAGAUGCUGAGGAAGAGUCGCGAGUAUGACUGCCAGAUUCUGCAGGAGAGGAUGGAGCUGCUGCACCAGGCGCACCAGAGAAUUCGGGAUCUUGAAGACAAGACCGAAAUCCAGAGGAGGCAGAUUAAAGACCUGGAGGAGAAGGGUGCGUGUCAGCGUGGAGAUGUCGUCUGUGACUGCGAUGUUAUUUAUGUUCGGGAUAAACACGGAACUGUGGCUGCUGUCAGUUUUCGGUGGACGUUUUGUGCGUCGGAGCCGUGGGAGCGUGUUUUUUUAUUUCAUUUUAUUUUUUUUACUUUGGCCGGGACUGUGAUUCUCAGGAUGACGUCCACGCUGCGGUUUGGAGGAUUUUCGGGAAUGUACGAACACGGCGACAUGCAUGCGAACACAACUGCAUCUAAACUCUUAGAGACUCUGUCCAAUCCAAACCAAAGCCUGGGAAGCCAUCGCUCUGCCGCACAGGGUCGCCACACGUGUCGCGCACGUGAAAGCGCCCGGCUGGAGUCGCGCGGGAGCGAGCGAGUCUACUCAGGGCCCAUGAGAGCGACGGGAUCAUCAGAGGCGGCCUGUUCUCCUCUUUACCCACUGAACGGUGCUAACUCGGACUGCUUGGACCCUCCCGAUUCAAAGGGCGCCACAGAGGUGCGGGACAAGGGAGCGACGCUGGACUCAACCUGCGGAUCAUGGAGAUGAUUUCGUUUCUCAAAGACCAGCAAACGUUUGUCUGCUGUGUUUGUUUUUAAAGCGCUCACAUAUUACAUCCCAGAAAUUCUAUGCUGUAACAUAGAUAUAUAUGUAAACACCUCUGUUGAUAUGUACAUGUGUAUGAAUUAUUUCACGUAGUAACUACCCUUUUCUCAGUUCUGUGAAUAGCCCACCUCCCUCCCACCCGCCGAUGCAGCUCGAGCAAUUUUUGUUGUUGAUUUAUUGUGGUGACGGCUGCAGAUAUCCACUUUAUUUUGGGGGAAAUUAUAACCGGAUCAUGAAUGUGGAGUCAGUGCCAUUCGUCGUUCAUUCAUGCUUCAGUUGGCCAGCAGGGAGCGCUGUCUCCCGCCCGAACAAACUGGUUUCAGUUGUCCAAGUGUUCUGGUGCGGUGGUUGUCUGAAGGCUGAGAGAGAUGUUGGAUCAGGACCACACUGUGACGUUUUUGCUGCAUGUUCGUUCUCGGCCGCUGGCAGAGUGGCUUGGUACUCGGAUCAUUCCUGACGCCAUCUUGACGGUGGACUCGUCUCACCUCUGUGGAUUUGGAGAAGCUCGUGGAAGUGCUGGAGUGGGUCCAAACUGAAAAGUCCCAGUGUACUGGCAAGAUAAAAAGAUCGAUGUGGACCACUCAGUGGCUGAGGAUGGAAGGACGCCCCACAGAAACGAAGGUCUCGCAACAGAGAGUCCCUCACUUCAUUGUCCAAUUUUCUGGGGCUGAAAUAACAACCAGUGAUUCCUGCUUCCUUGUGUCGGAGAACAAGUCAUCAGCGUGAGCGAGACCCCGCCAGCGUGCCACUCACCUCUCAGGCUUUAGACACCACGUCGUACAAACUGCCAUCAUCUUCCUACGACUGAGCGUUUACAACCUUCGGCGUGGCUCGCCGCUGGACUCUUUUUGUUACAGUCCACUCCUAAACUUCACAGGGGAAUGAUCAAAACUGUUUUUGUGCUAACGUUGCUGUCCAGCAGUUGCCUUAAAUGCACUUUCCCCCUCUCAACCAUUGUUGGGACUCAUUUCUUCUAUGGUUUUAUUUGCCGCCAUCUUUUCAUUUUCUGUCUUCCGACCCGAAUAUCAACCGUUCUGUCAUCUAGAUUCAUGGUUAAUGCUGUAAAAAAUAUAAAUAAAAUCCAUGGCCUUUGACUCCAGCUCUGUUGGUGGAUC
This is a messenger RNA of Synchiropus splendidus (mandarinfish), 4621 nucleotides long. RefSeq names its product janus kinase and microtubule interacting protein 2 (gene jakmip2). Bases 483 to 3449 code for a protein of 988 amino acids. Gene Ontology annotation, molecular function: kinase binding; microtubule binding. The record is from RefSeq and is a predicted model, not a curated record. NCBI's taxonomy places the organism in Eukaryota, Metazoa, Chordata, Actinopteri, Syngnathiformes, Callionymidae. The transcript is spliced from 23 exons.